AUGGCGAGUCAAACACCUCCUAUGAUGCCUGUCAAGUUAGUCAUUGAUCCAGAAGGUGCUUUGAAUGCCGCCAGAGGCAGUCUCCAUUCCAAGCUAUUAAAAGGCCUCUUCGAUCCCAUUGAUUGGUUUCUAUCUCAACAAUGCCAGUGCAUGGCAGAUUCCCUCUUUGCCUAUUCUUCCGGGCUUAGAAAGAUAGGUAUCUGGCCUAUAGAAUCAUGCAGCAAGAAGAGUGUUCAAGAAAUCCUAAACAACUUUGACAAAUUCGUCUGCGAGGUUCCGAAAAAAUGCUUGCUUAAAAUGCAGGUCGCAUCUAAGCUCUUGGUAUUGGUCGAAUAUGGGGAAGAAGGAGACCAUGCAGGCACAUCAGGCGAGGAAAAAGUAUGUGAUGUGCCAAAGAAGUUCAUCGACCUAACCACUAGUGAACAUCAUGUGUAG
Molecule: messenger RNA, 435 nt
Organism: Sclerotinia sclerotiorum 1980 UF-70
Lineage: Eukaryota; Fungi; Ascomycota; Leotiomycetes; Helotiales; Sclerotiniaceae
Exons: 5
Coding region: 1-435 (144 amino acids)
Source: RefSeq, a predicted model, not a curated record